GACUCAAAAUAAGGCUCAACCAUUUCGGAAAACCCGCACCAAAAUUAGACGAAAAAAAAUUUAAAAUCUACCGGACUCACCCGCUACCAGCCAGGACCCUCGCACAGUUCUUGAGACAGAACACAGGACGUAAUGGAGCUCUGGCAUAAGCUGCGUGGGCAGCUGAGCGACUUCUUCUUCGUAAACUACCCAUACAUAGCGCUCUAUAGCGGAAUGGGCGUGGCAAUAACCGCCUACUUGCACUACCAGUGGAAAAUACAUCAUUACGACUUGAUGUACUGGAAGCAUUUGGCGGAGGUCUUCUCGCAGGACAUCGACUGCUUCCAGCUGGCCAUCCUUCUGGUGAUUUUCGCGAUCAAUGCCAUUUUCGUGUUUAUCAUCCUGAGCGUCUACCUGCGCCCAGCCCUCGACCAUGGCGGUGAGAUGUCGUUGCUGGAGAUCAAGGAUCGCUAUGCCCAGUUCAUCCUGAUCCGCCUGAUCGCCCGACUCGAUCGCAUCCAGUCGAAGUUGUCGGCGAAACGGAAGAGUCUCACCUUCCAGCAUUAUGCCAGGGCACACACCAAUAUGGUCAAGGCGGUGGCCAUGUUUCGCAAGGAUGCGCGCAAGCUGAUCCUGCCCAACGAGUCGGAGAUCCUGAUGCCCAUCGAAGACAUCUACGGCGUGGCCGAGGACGAGGAGCGAUUGCUGAGGCGAUCGGGCUACUACAAACUGAUCAUCGACACCACCGACGAGACCGUCAAGGCACUUUUCAACGCCAAAUGAGGCCAGAUUCCAUUCCAAUCUCCAGCCAUCUAGCUGAUCCGGUUCCGAUUUAAAAAAAAACUUUGAGUAAACUGCAGUCCCACCCCA
Molecule: messenger RNA, 849 nt
Organism: Drosophila takahashii
Lineage: Eukaryota; Metazoa; Arthropoda; Insecta; Diptera; Drosophilidae
Source: RefSeq, a predicted model, not a curated record